Torulaspora globosa is the source of this 2757-nucleotide messenger RNA. It is a transcript of the gene BUL2, whose product is annotated as ubiquitin-ubiquitin ligase BUL2. Gene Ontology annotation, molecular function: ubiquitin-ubiquitin ligase activity. Gene Ontology annotation, biological process: protein monoubiquitination; protein polyubiquitination. Bases 1 to 2757 code for a protein of 918 amino acids. Lineage: Eukaryota; Fungi; Ascomycota; Saccharomycetes; Saccharomycetales; Saccharomycetaceae. The transcript has a single exon. Gene Ontology annotation, cellular component: ubiquitin ligase complex. The record is from RefSeq and is a predicted model, not a curated record.
AUGGUUGAUACUAAUGCGACUGUGAACUGCAAUGAAGGCGGUGAUAUCCGGGAGCGUCGUUCGUCGAGAAGCGGGCUGUCAAGUGGAUCGAAAACUGGAUCGAGAAGGCGUUCGAGGGCAGAACCGAGCUCACGGGGCCGAAGUGCGGAGGUUACUCAGCAGCCGACGUCGUGGAUCAGGAGUGCUUCGACCUCGAGCCUGCUGAGGCUUAAAAGAAAUGAUAAAAUCCACAACAGGAAUAGGAAGGACAAGACAGAGAUGAAUAGGUCUGAGUCUCUUUGCAAAGUAGAGACACAACUUGCUGAGCAGAGGAAAAAAGCAGAUGCCGCGGUUGUUGUGGAUGUUCUGCCUUCUUUUGAGAUGUACAACUCGCUGCACAGACACAUCCCGCAAGGUAACAUUGAUGCCGAUCGGCACGACUUUCCGCCGUGCUACCAGAAGGUGCAGAGCCAGUACAAUUCCAUCUUGAGAGGCAGCGACCAGCCGGAAAGUAUUGCCUUGGGCGUGGCGGACCCCAAUGGUGCAGGAUCGGCUUCUUCGGCUUCAGUGGGUAAUCUUCAUCCGCUUUCGACGCGGCACUUGAACCUUCACGAACCUUCGAAUGUGUCAGAUGGUGAGCUUAACGCUAUAGAGGAUGAUCUCAACGAUUCCGAUAACAUAAACAUCGAUAAGCUCUAUUCGCUGCCUAGGCUUGUCACGCCGAUAGAGAUAGACAUUCGCAUCGCCAAGCAUGCUAUAAAACCGCAUGAAAGGCCUGAGGAAGAGUCUAUGCUUAAGGAAUAUACAUCCGGAGAGAUUAUUCAUGGCUACUGUGUUAUAGAAAACAAGUCAACUCAACGUGUAAAAUUCGAAAUGUUCUAUGUUACACUAGAGGGAUACAUAUCGGUGACUGAUAAGCAGAAGGGCAAGCGUACGGUGAAAAGGUUUUUGAGAAUGGUUGAUCUGAGUGCCAGUUGGUCGUAUGGCUGUGUUGAUAUAAGCUCAGGUAUCAAAGUUGUUCCUGGCGAUAUUGAUUUCGACAAUACAGUGUUGGGACUCACUAAUAACAGGAUCUUGGAACCGGGAAUGAAAUAUAAAAAGUUUUUCAUGUUUAAACUACCAAAUCAAUUACUGGAUGUCACUUGCAAACAAGAACAAUUCUCUCAUUGUCUUUUGCCCCCCAGCUUUGGUAUAGAUAGAUUCAAGCAUGGAGGGAAAUACUCCGGAAUCAAGAUUAACAGCAUCCUUGGUUGUGGCCAUCUGGGGAUCAAAGGCUCUCCAAUCUUAACAUAUGAUAUGGCUGAAGAGUCCUUGUCAAUCAAUUACACGAUAGAUGCCAAGUUUGUGGGAAAAGACAAAAAGACCCAACAGCUGAAUAUCAUGAGUGAACAUCAAUAUCAUUUGCGAGUGAUUCCGUUUGGGUUUAAUUCCCCAGUUAUUGGUGAAAAGGACUCAUCACGACAACUGGAGGACCUGACAGCUUUGGUUCAGGAACGGUUGGAGGCUCUCUCACGGGUUUUUGAGAGGCUGAAGAACCGUGAGCCUAUUUCAGCUGUAGAUAUUCAUGGAACAGAUAUCAGCGGCACAGUCAGCGAUAUUCAACUGGAUUCAGAAGAGAUUUUGGCGCGUAAAAUGCAUCAGCUACACCUGAACAAUAGAGUGGACCCCCAGUAUUACCUUUCCAGGGAAAAAGAUCUAAAGGGCUGUGCAUAUGAGGCUGACUUCUGUGAAGCGGAGCUAAGUUACAAGCUCAAGUCCAAAUCCGCUUCCACCCUCACGAGCGGAAUAUUCACGGGUUUCAAGAGCUCCCAAUCUAACCCAAACGAUGGUACAAAGGAUAAGCUCAAUAAAGUAGGCCUGAUGGUCUUGAAAGCGAAACAUCCAGACCUUGCGCUGCCUUACUUGUCACCAUCUUUACUUAGAAAGAAGAACAAAUUUGGAGAGAAGAAUGAGCAUGAUCAAGAAAAUUGGUUGAGAAUUUCGAGCCUGGUACCCGAAGAGGUGAGGAACAAACUAGAAUACAUAGACAUCGAGCUAGAGUGCAUUCAAUCGAACAAUAGUGCACCUCACGAACCUCCUGAGAUACAGAGCGUCACGACGGAACUCAUAUGCAUAACAGGCAAGUCGGACAACUCCAUCCCAAUUAAGCUGGAUGCAAAAAUAUUGAUGAAUCAAGACAAAUUGCAGCAUGUCAAGCGACAAUAUAGCGCAUUUGUGUCGGAGAUACAGAAUUACAGUGAAAUGUUUGAAAAGAAUCUGGUUGAGCUCAAUGAAUUAUACAGCUUGGACUGCGUUUCGGCACUCUCUAGACAGUUGAGCUUUACAGAUUUUAUCUCCGACCAGAUACGUAACGAUGUCGAGAGCUUGGCAAAUUUGAGCACAAGUGUGGUAAAUCUUCACGAGGUUUUCAAAAAACAAGCGCAUACGAUGAAGAAGUCAUCGCAAGAUAGCAUGUCAUCAAACUCAUCGAGCAGCUCACUAAGCAAAAAUGGAUCUGUUACCUUCAUUGUUGGUUCCUCUUUCGAGAUACCCGGGGCAUCUACUAAACAUGGCGAACAGACAGCGCGCGAAUGGGUUAACGAUUCUCCCAUGCAUUACAAGCGAACUGUCAGAGUUAAUCUCGAGUACAGCGACAAUAUCAAGGAAACACUGGUUCCAACAUUCGAGAGUUGUUUAUGUUGUCGCUUCUACUGCGUUCGCGUCAAGAUCAAAUUCGACAAUCACAUCGGCACAGCAAGCAUCGAUAUACCCGUGUCUGUUAAAAAUUUACACUGCUGA